AAAAAAGAUUAGUGUACUGUAUUAAUUUAAAGAUAAAAAGCUAACUAAUAUCUUUGUAAAAUAUAGUAAAUGAGUAAAUACCAAACAGAAUCAACAAAAGUUAGAAAGGAUGAAGUAGAGGGUCAUUAAACUUCAUUCUAAUAAGAUAAAUAAUACUCAUAUUCUAGAGCUUCUUAACAAGGAUCUAAAAUAUUAGACAACGUUAACUAAGUUUUAAAUAACAACAAUAAUAAAUUAGGAGAUAAAAAUAUAUUAGAUAUGAUAGAUAACUCAUUCCAAGAUAAUUAAAAAUAGGAAGCCAAUCAAAAUUAAGAAGCUGGUUAAAUUAAUAAUAAAGAAAAAAGAGAAAAUGUAGCAGAAUAAACCAAUUUGUAGCAAGAGAGCAAUUUAUAAUUGUAAUAAUAACUUGAAAAAAAUAAUGAAACUGAAUAAGAAUAAGAUUAAAAAUUAAAAGCCUCAGAGCGUUUGUUCUAGUUUUUCAAAAAGGGUCCUGAUACUGUAAACUAGUCAUCUAAAAAUAGUGCUACAUUAUUGAUGAAAUCUUUAUCUUUAAAAAGCAAAGGCGAUUUAGGGAAGAUUGAAUAGAAAAAAGAUCUGAAAAAUUCAGCUUUUGAAUAGGAAUAGAUUAUUGAUGAAGACGAAUUUGCUAAUUUGGAUGAAUAACAAGAUUUUAAUUAAGAUGAUAAGCAAAAAAAUAACUAAAAGAAGAAGUAAGAAGUAGGAGGAAAAGUAAAUAAUCCUUAAGAUUUUGGCAACAUAUCUGAAAUCUAGGAAAAGAAGAACCUACGUGAAAACAACGAUGUAAGUGCUUAAGAUGUAGAUUUGUAAGACCUCUUGAAUAAUCCUAAUAAAAAGAAACAGGAUGAGGAGCUAUUAAAAUAAAGCGCUAUCUUAGAAUAAAUCAAUACUAAUUAGAAUUCUACUGAUUAAGUGAAUGUAGAUGAGGGAAAGAGAAAAUAAAGCAUUGAAAAAAAUAAUUUAUCUUAAAAUAGUAUGAGAAAUUCAAAGAGACUUGGUAGCUCUUCAUUAAGUCCAUAGAAUAACUAGUUUGAAUCAGAAGAGAAGAGAAAGAGAAUUGAAGAAGCCUAGCGCAAAAAGAGAGAAUUAGAAGAGGAAUUAAAGAUAAUUUAAAGUGAAAUAGCUUAAAUAAAUAAUGCCAAUGAUGAAAAAAAGAAAAAAGAAAACAAAUUUGUAAAAUACUCUGAAAUUUCAGAAGACAAGGAAGCACAGGAACAUGCUUUAAGUUUAAUAAGAAAAAUGAAUAUGGUACGUAAGGAAAAAGAGCUUAAAAUGUAAAAGGAGAGGGACAUGUUUAAUAAGCUGUUGCAAGAAGAUAUUAAAGAAUCUCACGAAAGAUAGCUGCGAAUUAAAGAAAAGAUGAAUGAAGAAAAAAAAGAAAAAAUUUCAUAAAAGCUCGAGCAAAUUAGAAUACGUAGUGAAGAAAGAAGAAUAAUAAAUAAACAAUCAAAUUUAAUUAUAAAGGAUAUCAAAAAAGAUUUAUAGGUUAAUAACCCUGAUGAGCGCUAUAAGUAGGAAGUCGAGCUUCCAGAACUUGAAAAAAGGAAAAAAGAAUUAGCUGAAAAGCGCAAGCUUUAUAAGCCUAUAGAUCUUUAAGAAAUAAGGGAGCAUGCAAAAAAACACGAUGAAGAAAUUAAGAUUCGUAAAUUGUAGGCCAAGACUAAUGUAUUAGCUGAGUAUAAUAGUUUAGAAGGAGAUAAUUACAAAUAUCCUAAAACAUCUGCUUUAAAUAAAGUGCUUGAAGAUGAUAAGCUCUUUAAAAUGAAAGAAGUUAUUGAAAUGUAAAAGAAAAAGGAAUAAAUCGAACGUAGAAAGGAGUAUGCAAAGUUAGUAAAAGAAGUUCAUGUGCCAAGAGUCAAGCCAAAACCUAAUUUAGAUAGCAUGGAAAAUUAACAUCUUUACGAUGAUGAAAGCCAAAAUAAUUACAAUCCUUAAUAAUAGUCAUAGGCUAAGAGCCAUAACAUCAUAAGAACACCAAAUAAUUUUGGAAUUAAUUAAUAAUCACAUAGAGCUAAGAAAGUUGGAAUUGGUUUUUCUUCAAAUUCAAAUUUAUCCCCUUCAAAUCAAUAAAGUAGAGUCAAUAGAAUUUCUUAUAAACCAAACAAAAAUGGCAAUGUAAACAGAAGCUAAGGCAGAGAGCGAUCAUAGGAAUAGACUAAUUUCAGUAAAUAGGACUAAUAAUUAGAAUUGUAUAACAGGACUGACGAUUUAUCUAACCAAAAAAGUAGUCUCUAUAAUCCUGCUUUUGAUGAUAAUAUGGAAAAUAAUGAUAACAAUAAUAAUAGAGCUUCUAACCUAUAUGCUGGCAAAUCAUCUUACUCUUCAAAUUCAGCCUAAAAUAAGCCAGUAAAAUAGCCAAAAUAAUUCAAACCUUAAGCAAUGGAAGAACCACCAAAACCACCACAAAAAAAAUAUUAAGUAGAUUAUAUCCAAGAAUUACGUAAAUAGCGUGAAGUAUAAGAAAAGAAAGUUGGGAAAAAGUCUAAACUAGAAGACUGGGAAAAGUAUAAAUACGAUCCUUCUCUCUCAAGUAAUGAAAAAUAUAAAUUUAUUCUACAAAGUGCUAAUCGCUUAGAGCACAAUGCAAAGCUUAAAGAACUACGCAGCAAUAACAAUAACGACUUUGAUGCAUAAGAAUAAGCAAAUAAUCUCUACAUAGACUCAAUAAAAGCAAAGCUAGCUCUUCUCGAUAAUAUUAAUUGA
This is a messenger RNA of Tetrahymena thermophila SB210, 2721 nucleotides long. RefSeq lists its product as hypothetical. Lineage: Eukaryota; Ciliophora; Oligohymenophorea; Hymenostomatida; Tetrahymenidae. The record is from RefSeq and is a predicted model, not a curated record. The transcript has a single exon.